Molecule: messenger RNA, 5150 nt
Organism: Myodes glareolus (Bank vole)
Lineage: Eukaryota; Metazoa; Chordata; Mammalia; Rodentia; Cricetidae
Source: RefSeq, a predicted model, not a curated record
CGAAGCGCUCCCACCUCUGGCCUGGAGAGAGCCUGGAGAGACCAAAAGAACUGGCCCAGGCACUGGUUACAGCGAUGGGGAUGCAAAUGGAAAGCAAUGGGGAACGAUGGGGAUGCGAAUUGGGAGCGAUGGGGAGCGCGGGUCAAGGUCGUUACAGCCCCAGAGUGAGAGCACGCUGCUCCAGCGCCCCCCACUGAGACAAACACAGAUGCCCUGCACGGCCCACGCAGCUGCCUGGACAGGGUCCCGCGCCUCUCCAGCCUGGCGGUGGCCGCCCGGCCCCUCCCUCCGCGUUCGCCGGCGGCUGUCUGAAGGCGCCGCUGGGCCCAAAAGAGUCGCCUGGGUCUGGGCAUGGAGGGCGCGGCGGGCGACCCGUACCGGCGACCCGCGCGGCGCACGCAGUGGCUGCUAAGCGCUUUGGCUCACCACUACGGGCUAGACCGCGGCGUGGAGAACGAGAUCGUGGUGCUGGCUACCGGUCUGGACCAGUAUCUGCAGGAGGUCUUCCACCAUCUGGACUGCCGGGGUGCCGGGCGCCUGCCGCGCGCCGACUUCCGCGCGCUGUGUGCUGUCCUGGGGCUGAACGCCGACGGGGAGGCGACCACCGAGGACGCAAACUCCGCGGAGGAGGCCGCUAAGGACUCGGCUGCGGGAACAGUUGCCGGAGGGGACGCGGACGUCAGGGAAGAGGCACGCCUGGCUCUGGGGGCCGACCCUCCCGAACUCACUUUCCGCCAGUUCCACGCACGCCUCUGCGGCUACUUCAGUACCCGAGCGGGGCCCCGGCUGCCCCGCGGAGCUCUCAGCGAGCACAUCGAGACGCAGAUCCGCCUCCGCCGCCCGCUGGUGGAGGACCUUCGCGCUGCGCUGCAGAGCAGUGACGCGCGCUGCCUGGCCCUGCAGGUCGGCCUCUGGAAGAGCCAGUCGGACAUCCCGGAAGCAGCGGCGCACAAACUGCAGCGCGCGCAGGGAGCGCUGGCAGAGGCAGAGGCGCGCGCCCGGCGGCUGCAGCGCGGUCAGGUGGAGGUGCGACUGCGCACCGAGGAGGCCCGCCAGGCGGUGCGGCGCAGCUUGCACCGAGUGCGGGAGCUGGAGGCGCUGGCGCUGCGCGUUCCCCGCAUGCAGCGCCAAGUGCAGCGACUGGAGGCGGAGCUCCGACGUUACAGGUCGGAGGGACCUUGGCCCCUAAACCCCCCACAAACCAGUAUACAUCCAGUAAACAAGAAUGGCGAACCUGAGACCAGAGGAACCAGAGAAGAGGACGCCGCUCCAGGGGGAGCCCAGCAGUCAGACGCCUGCUUAGGGAGCAGAGACACGGAUGAAGAGGAUGAGCAGCUGUUCCGCUCUGUGGAAGGCCAGGCCGCCUCUGAGGAUGAAGAAGAAAGGUGGCGAGAACAGUCCAGGCCCCCACAGGCCCAUGCUGAGGUAUCUGUGGUGCAGCCCUCAGGCUGUGUGAGCAGGUGUGAUGAGCAGACAACUGAGAAGCUCAAGACUCCCUUUGGCCGCUGUGAUGGUGCUGACCACGUCUGUAACCUAGAGCUGGAGACCCAUGUCACCAGGCUCGGGGAACAACUGCAGACCCUCGGCUACCCUUUAUCCCAGGCAGAGCCACAGACCAUGGUGACGACCGAGCAUCUGAGGCUGGAGCUGCAGAUGGUGGAGACAGAGCGGGUACGACUGUCGCUGCUGGAGGAGAAGCUGGUGGACGUGCUACAGCUCCUGCAGAGGCUCCGGGACCUGAAUAUAUCAAAAAGAGCCCUGGGGAAGAUUUUGCUGAAUGCCCUGGACCGGAGCCCCUCACAGGAGGGUACACGUGGCACCUUGGCCAUCCUGAACACCUUGCACCAAGCCUUGGUUGGCUGUGAACUCCUGCAGAGAAACCCCUCAGCGCCAGGAUCCACAGCUCCUGCGCACACGAACCCCUUCCUCAUCUCCUGCUGAGCUUACUGGCCCUGCCUUGGGCCACCAUGUUCAUCCUAACCAUCAUCAGACCAGCCUUGACUUGACAACCAGACUUGCCUCCCUGGUCGACCUGACAACCAUGGGACUAGCUUUGGUGGUCACAGGACCAACCUUCACAGUCAGACUGACUGUCAUCACUGUGGCUUCCUCUGUCGUCCUGAGCGCCAUCAGUGCAGCCUCCAUGGCCCACCUGACCACUGUUGGACUGACUUCUACCGUCUGAAAUGGUCUGACUGUUGUCACUUCUGCAGAACUCUGGCAGCCAAGGCUCCUUCCAAAACUGGGUCUGGCAGCUGCUCCUUCCUGGGGCCUCUCACAUUCUCACAGAACCCCCACACUGAAACCCUGCAGUUGCUAGAUCAGCCUAUACCUGAAGCUGUUGAUCUUAUGCCGGGCACAGUACACAGUACAUCGAAAAUCUCUGCCCUGCUUGCUCCAGCUGAUUCCCUGUUAUCUGACCUGCUCAAGAAGGGCCAGUUCUGACCCUGAUCAGGCUACAUGUGUGUUAGAACCUUGUGUGGUCAGAUGUGCAAGGAGGAACUCCAGGCAAAGGGAACAAUCCAUACUUUGGCAAGUCUAACUUUGUGAGCUCUGCUAUGACCUCCCAGGAAAGACAGAAGAAAAUCACGGAACGCUUCUGGGGAACAAGGCUCAUGACCUCGUGGAAUACAACUAGCGCACCCUGGGUUUUAUUUUGCUGUCUUCUUGGUGCCAGGGCUGCCCCAGCACUGCAAGAGCUCCCCCACCAAGCACACCCUUCACCUCUUUCUGUUCUUUUCCUGCCCUUUCGCUGGAGCAUGGCAGGCACAGGUUUCAUCAGAACCUUGACAAACUGAGAGAAAGAACAUUCCUGCAGCCAGAUCCCCCAGCUGGCCUGUCCCAGCCAAGUGAGGGGGAACCAGAGCCGAGUUCAGGCCCACUGAGACAGCCGUGAUCACAGGUGUUGUGUUUAGUUCUGUUGUUUUACACAGGCUCAAGGAGAGAAGGAACCAGGAAGGCUUUGCCAUCGCGGAGCCUGGGAAGCUUUGCUGCCCAGGAAGCAGCACAGUUAUUGAAAGUGGACUUUGAUUAGUUGUAGAUGGGUGUUGUGGAUGUUGAGACAAAUACUAGGAAAAGAAGGAGGGGGCCGGGAUAUACUAGGAAAAGAGAAAGUGAUAUUAUAUAAACUACUUCUUCAAAACCACAAACGGCAGACUAGGAGCUGAAGACAGAACAAAAGUUAUUAAACAUGAGCAGUUAUGUAAGGCAUCAACCCCCCGCCCCCCGUCAGCAGCAUCACCCCCCCCCAAAUAGUAGUGGUCUCAUUACAAUAACCAAAAUAUCUGGAUUCUCAGACCAAACGACAAGAUGUCUACAAGGAGGCUGGAGGGAUGGCUCAAUAGAUAAGAUCACUUAUUGCUCUUGCAGAGGACCUGGGUUCAAUUCCCAGCACCUACAGAACCACUCCCAACUUCCUAUAACUCCUAUUCCAAGUAAUCUAAAUUGCCCUCUUUUGACUCUGUGGGCACACAAGUGGUACACAAACAUACACUCGGGCACAAACAUAAAAAAUAAAUAAACUUUUUUAAAAAUUCACUUUAGAUAUAGACACAUGGGUUAAAGUGAAGGGGUAAAGGAAAAUACUACUGUACCAACAGUAAUUCAAUGAAAGCCUUCAAGGCAAGGAAAAGUAUCGGGGGAGAAAAAGGUAUCACAUAAUGUCAGAGGGGUCAGCUCACCAAGAAAAUAAUGUGUGUACUUAACAACAGCCACAAACUACCUGAGACAAAAAUACAAAUGCAUAGUGAUGCACGCCUUUAAUCAUAGCACUCAGGAGACAGAUGCAGACAGGUCUCUGAGUUCGAGGCCAGCCUGGUCUACAUAGAUCUUGUCUCAAAAAUACAUAUUAAUAGAGCUUCAAGAAACAGAUGAGUCCACUAUUGUAGUUGCAGACUUCAACAUACUUCUAUAAGAAAUGAACAUAUCCAGCAUGUAUGGCAUUAGUAACGCUGAACACACCAGAGCCAACAACCAGAUGGGUUCAACGACACAGACUACUCAUCCCACACUGGCACAAAUGCAACCUCUUCAAACUCGGACAGCAGUCUUCACAUUCCGGCUACAAAUGUCCUCCGCCAAUCAAACUGUGGAAACCAUGCAGAUCUCUCAAGAGACAGACAGCAAAAUUAAACUCGUAACAUAACAUUUAAGCAUUCCAUAAAUGCUUAAAGAUUGAAUAGCAUAUUUCUACAUUAAAUAUAUAUCAAAGAAAAUUUUCUAGAGUAAUCUGAAAACACUUUUGGCUAAAUGAAAAUAGAAACAUAUCACAUCAGAACAUACAGGACACGAGAAGAGCAGAGCCCCGAGGGACUGCAUGGCAGGGGAGUGAGUGUGUUUGCAAAGUCAGUGUUCCUCCACCUCAGGAAGCUGUCCGGUGAAAAACAGAUUGUAAGACCAACUUGCCAAGUACAUCCGAAUUUGAGCUAUAGAAUCAACUCAAAGUAUACAGAUGAAAAGAAUAAAAAUUAAAACAGAAAUCAGACUCAAAAUAGGAUAUCAGAAAAGAAAAUCAACAAAGUCAAAGCUGGUUCUCAGGAAAGAUUACAGAAGUAGUUAAUAAAAGCAUCUUGCAGGGGCUGGAGAGAUAGCUCAGUGGUUAGGAGCACUGGAUGCUGUCUCGGAGGACCCAGAUUUAAUUCCCAGCACCCACAUGGCAGUUCACAGUUGUCUGUAACUCCAGUUCCAGGGGAUCUGGCACCAAUGCACAUAAAAUUAGUUAUUAAAAAGAGUUUAAAAUAUUUAGUUUUUUACAAAUAAACUUCUCUCCCAGCUAAUCAAAGAAAAAACAGAAGAAACACCUUACUAAUACCAGCGGCGAAGGAGGGAUGUCAUUACAAGACAAAUCUCAACAGAACUAAAGGAGUUGAAAUAUGACUGUAAAUAAGUCUUGUGAGUCAAUGAAAGGGAUCCAUUCCUUGAAAAACACAUAAAAGCCACACAUGAAGAAACAGACAAUCUGAUAGAUAUUAGAUAAUAUAGUUAACAAUUAACAAAACAAAAAUAGCAGGCCCGGGACAAGCUCUCCGGCACAUUCUACGCUGACCUGUAAGAAAAGGGCUGUACAAAUCAUCUAGUCUCUUCCAGAAAACAGAAGCAGGCCUUCUUUGCAGCCCCUUCUGAAAGGCCAGGAUUGUCAUUGUGCCAGCAAA